Messenger RNA from Xyrauchen texanus (razorback sucker), 1845 nucleotides. RefSeq lists its product as uncharacterized. The transcript has 9 exons. The coding region runs from base 108 to 1481 and encodes 457 amino acids. The record is from RefSeq and is a predicted model, not a curated record. NCBI's taxonomy places the organism in Eukaryota, Metazoa, Chordata, Actinopteri, Cypriniformes, Catostomidae.
GAACAGGAAGAAGAGUGAGAAAGAGAGAGAGAGAGAGAGAGAAGGAGAGAAUGUCUGCUGAGAGGGUGGCUCUUCCUUGCUCACAAACCGGCCCUCGCUGAGACAUCAUGGGCUGUAUUGGCUCCCGGACCAUCACGGCAAAUGCAGUUCCUGUUCAAAAAGAUGGGGAGCAGGAGUCGUUCACAAGCUGCACACAUUCAUCACUGGCAAACGAUAUGGCAAGUUCGCAGCUGUCCAUGGAGGACACCAGUUCCAUCUUACCUCGUCUGAAGCGGAACUCCAACGCCUAUGGGAUUGGAGCUCUGGCUAAGUCCUCUCUGACAGGUGUGUCAGGCGUUUCUAGAUCGAUGAAGGACAAAGUGACCAAGCCCACUGCCAUGGCUCAGGGUCGUGUGGCCCAUAUGAUUGAGUGGCAGAGUUGGGGCGUACCAUCAGCAGGGCCGGAGGGGGGAGCGGGUCGCGCCAAUCUUAAUCGUGAGAGGGAGAGACGGCUGGAAAAUGAUGCCUAUAGUGACUUGAGUGAUGGAGAAAAAGAGGCACGAAUGGCAGCAGGAAUUUUGCAGCAGUUUGCCAUCUCUGAAGCCACACUUUUAGGCUGGACAUUUAUGGAUGGAGACAGUCUCUGUGCCGACUCCAACCAGGGCAGUGUAGCUCACCUCAGUGAGGUCAACCAGGAGAGCAUCACCAGCAGAGACCAGCCAUUGCACCAUUCUUCUGCAGAAGUGUGGCCUCACACCUAUGUCUCCCAAGGCCUUUACUGCCUCUCCUCCUCUGAUGCAUGGGAGCCAAUCAGCAAUGAGCCCUCGGGCGUGGCCUCUCCUGCUACUAGCUCAUAUAUCAUGGCGGGCGGGGCUUCAGGUGAGGGUUACGAUGGCUCCACCCACUAUUUGACACAGCAGCAGCUGACAUUGCAGCAGCAGAACAACUUACAGCAGUUCCAGCAGUAUCAGCAGUACCAGCAGCAACAGCUCCUGCAAUACCAACAGACUUUGGAACAUCGACUGCACAGCGCCUCCCAUUCCCUGCAGGCCACACCCAACAGCACUAUACAUAGUUUGGGCCCACCUACUCACCCGAGAUUGGCUGACUUGUGGGCUUCGGCUCAGGUGGAGCCUCAUCAAGUAGAGAUGAUGGGACAAAUAAGUGUCACCAUGGGAGAAAUGGGAAUGGCGGAAGUGUACGGAGAAGAGUCUGUCCCAGAGAAUGAAUGCAUUCCUGAACAGCAAGAGGAGGAGGAAAUCAAGGAGGACGAUAUAACAUUAACUCUUGAACCUGAGCCCACAUCUGUAACUCCUGCCCUGACCCCUCCACUUCAGAGAGCAGACUUCACCCCACCAGGGGGCAUGAGUCCAGGACAAGCACCAGCAGAGCCAUUGGCUGAGCACAUGACCUAUGAGGUCACAUCCUGCGUCGUUCAAUCACUGGAGGAGAAGGAAGAGAAGGUGAAGGAUGGAGCCGUUUUAGUUGUUGCAACCAACUAACAGUUCAAUUCAAAGCAAUGGACAAUAUGGCAAACAAAACAAAACUGUCUGUGAAAUAAUCUACCAGUUAACUAUUGUAAACACCCUUUUACCCCCAAUAUGUACUCCUAUGGACUGUCUCAUAUGGCGAAGCCAUGACAGGAACAGAUUUAUUCUUUAUUAACUAACGGUGAUGGAGGACAAGGUGACAGAAUAGACUCUCGGAGGGCACAUAUAGAGACUAAAUAUGUGUCAAAGCUCGGAUUGAUGCAUUAUGUGCUGCUGUGGAAUGCUAGAGUUUUAUGGCAUAGGAGAGGUGGAGUCCAAGUACACUUGCAAAUUAAUUUGAAAAGUGCAAUACUGAGAAAUCAAUACAACCAAAAGA